UUGGAGUAAGGGAAGAGCGGAUCGAAGACCCUCUUAGAUAGUCCAGCAGAAUCUAGCUAGACCUCGAUUCUUCGUUGAGAACUAUAGAAAGAAGAACAACAUUAAAAAGUGCUGUAAUAAAGUAUGUUGGAUUCGGAUGCUCGAAUCACUAACGAGUCCAUUAGUUCAUUUUAAACCAACCAGGCGACGUUAUUUCGUGUUUUCGUAUUUGAUUCAUCACUAUUUUAACAAGAAUGGGACUAAAGAAGGACACAUUGCUAAGAUGGGUAAACUGUUGUUCAGAUGCCAGCACAACCAUUGAGAGAAUAAAAAAUUUAGCUGAUGGAUUGUUUUUUAUCCACAUUCUGAACUUUUUUGGAAGCAGCCCAACAGAUGAUACUGAUCCUUGGCAUCAAACCAUAAACAUUUUAAGAGAACACAAAUUGCAAGAAAAUGUUGUUGAUUUUGAUGCAGCUGCAUCUGGAAAUGAAGAUGAACUGGCAAAACUCAUUGUCAUUAUCAUGCAUCUUACCAUGGUACAAAAACCACGUGAAAAUAUCAAAGAGAGGACUAUGUGGAAACUCUCUACAGAAGAUCAAAAAGUCAUUGAAGCUAUUCUUCUUGAUAUUGUCAAUGAUGAUCAAAUAACGAGAAACAGAUUAAUAGAUGUGUUACAAGAUAACUUGCAAGAGAGCAGUUUUACCAAGUCUUCCAUGUUCUGUGUAUCUUCUUCACUUUCAUCACUUUCUUCAAAGAGAAGUUCUCCACUAAGGCUAUUCCUUGAUUCCCCUAUGGAGCUUCGUUUAACACGUUUGCGUAAAGAGAUUAGUGAUAAAAACGAAGAAAUCCGCCGCCUCCAAUCGGAACUCAUGACAGAAUCAGACGAAUCAUUUGCACUCAGUUUGCGAAUGGAUGAUUUGAAACGAAAAGUAAAGGACCUGGAAAAAAAGAACACCGAGCUUGAACAGAGGUUGCGUGAUGUCCAACUUCCUGAAUCUUCCAGUCCCGAUACCGAUGUUGAAAUCAUUCAUUUACAAAAGAAGCUUAAGAAAAUGGAAAAUGAGUAUGAAACUUCAUGUCAGAAGUAUUGUGAUCUCAAUAUCGAAUAUGAUGCAAUAAAAACCCAACAAGAAAAAGACCGUAAACAGAUACGACAACUUCAGCUCGAUUUGAACGAUACUGUGGCUCGUUUUGAGAAAGAAUCCGCAGAGUAUCAGCUUCUUCUGGACACCAGCCGAACUGAGAAUGCUGAAUUGAAACAGUCAUUGGAAGAAAAAGCUCUUUGGAUUGAUGUUCUGGAGGAAAAAAGUCGGACUUGUUCUGAGAUGCAUGCACGUCUGAAUGCGCCCAGGUUUCCUUGCGAAAACGAAAGCAUUGGGUACAGUCUACUGUCCAUUGAGACCGAAAAGUUGCAUUGUGAUUUGGAAUCUUAUCGCAGAGAUUUGAUCCGCCAAUCCAUUCAAUUUAACUCAGAAAAAAGUAUUUUUCAACAACGCACUGCUGCUCUUGAGGACGACAAACGGAAUCUCCAUCGCCAAAUUGAAGAAGCUAACCUAAAAAAUCAGUCUCUUCAAGUUAAAUUGGAUCAGACCGAGAAAAGCUUAAAACAAAUAAUGCGUAAUUGUGAAUCUUUUAGCAAAGAGAGGGAAGAACUUCAUCACUCGCUAGAUGAGCUUAAGUCAAAAUUUGACAAUGAGAUGACCCACGCUCAACAGCAAUUUGACAUCCACACCCAAAAAUCUUUGGAAUUCGUUCUUUACAUUGAUGAACUGAAUCAACAACUCAAAGAAACUCAAUCUGCAAAGAAGGCUUUGGAGCAGUACAUCCAUGAAGUGAAUGAACAAAAAUUGGGACUAGGCCAGUCAAUGACAGCUUUGGAACAGAGGGGUAGUGCAGCGUGUAAUGUAGGAACAUUAGCUGAUGCCAUGAUUGACGCUCGACGUCGUUCAAUGCGUCCAACCCGCAGUGAAGUUGCGUCUACUAGCAAAGAGCGACAGGAAACCAUCGAAGUAUUCAGACCUCCUCAGUGGGCCUUCAGUGGUGACUCGGAGGACGUCAGUAGUAUUUUAAAAGUAUCUCCCAGUCGCCGCGACUCGACAAGCAGUGUCUGCAGCAAUCGUAGCGACAUUUGUAUUACAUCACGAGGUACGAACGUCCCACACGGAGCAGGUCGUCUCUUUACCUGUGACGAUGAAGACGGGGAGCUGUUCAGCAGUUCAUACUUGAACGAAAUGAAAGAAGGUAAAUGCCGAGUGGAAGACUCUAGCACUCGUGUCAGUGAGUUGCUUAGGCGCAACGCCAUGCAGCCGCCGCACAUGCGCUCAGCUUAUCCCAUCGAAAUGAACGAUGAACGCCUUCGUCAGAACGACAUGACCAUCUACGAUCAGCCCAAAGCCAACUCCAGCAGCUCUUGGAACCCCACAGACAAGAUGACGCCAGUCAUGCAGCCCAGAAAGCGACGAUCGUAUGAGUUAGAUGCAGAUCUGUCCUCUGAUUUCACAGGCGCAAGUAGUUUUCCUAGCUGUGUCGUGCGUAAGAGACAUCAAGAUGCCAGUCUUACUUUAGAAGCUAUACCAUCGAUUUCUUCCUCUCCAUCUAAAUCGACGUCUAAAGCAUCGAGUAAGGCGGUAUCCAAAGGAACGAGUCCUGUCCAUGGUGUCAAGAACUCGAACUUGACUCCAGUCGGUUUGUUGUUGAGAAAAGUUCAAGCGAAAUUCCGCAGAAAUAUUGAAACUUCUAUUGAAUUUUUAGCAGAACACACCUAGCUCUAUCCGUACAACACUACGGGAAUUGAAAUGAACUUAUUUAGGAAACCUCUUGGAACACUUUGGGGGCCUUAAUUAUUGAGAUGGAUUUUUACUUUUUUGCAUUUGUUUCAUUGCCUGCUUAUGUGAUGAAUUUGAUCAAUACUUUUGUAAAACAUGAUGUAUAAUAAUUUGUAAAGAAAUAUGAUAUAGACAUAAAAGAAAACUGA
Molecule: messenger RNA, 2953 nt
Organism: Daphnia pulicaria
Lineage: Eukaryota; Metazoa; Arthropoda; Branchiopoda; Diplostraca; Daphniidae
Product: myosin-2 heavy chain-like
Exons: 12
Coding region: 234-2744 (836 amino acids)
Source: RefSeq, a predicted model, not a curated record